Messenger RNA from Drosophila grimshawi, 1352 nucleotides. RefSeq names its product V-type proton ATPase subunit E (gene Vha26). Gene Ontology annotation, biological process: proton transmembrane transport. NCBI's taxonomy places the organism in Eukaryota, Metazoa, Arthropoda, Insecta, Diptera, Drosophilidae. The transcript has 4 exons. Gene Ontology annotation, molecular function: proton-transporting ATPase activity, rotational mechanism. Gene Ontology annotation, cellular component: proton-transporting two-sector ATPase complex, catalytic domain. The record is from RefSeq and is a predicted model, not a curated record. The coding region runs from base 244 to 924 and encodes 226 amino acids.
CGAUUUGUGGUAGUGAAAAUUUCAGACGACGAGCAGAAGGCACUCAUACUGCAAGUAUAUUUUUCGGUUCCGUCGUUUCUCGUCUUAAAUUCACAAUUAAUACACCGUGUUUUUUCCGGUUGUAUAAUUAAGAAAUUGAUCAUUAAGUUACGAAUCAUUACAGGCGCACGGUAGUACGUGAAUUCCUUCGGAACUAUUGAAUUUCUAUUUCGAUUUUGUGGAAAGUGAGAAAAAUCAGUCAAGAUGGCUUUGAGCGAUGCUGAUGUACAAAAACAGAUCAAACAUAUGAUGGCAUUCAUUGAGCAGGAGGCCAAUGAGAAAGCCGAAGAGAUCGAUGCCAAAGCCGAGGAGGAGUUCAAUAUUGAGAAGGGACGCCUGGUUCAGCAACAGCGUCUCAAGAUUAUGGAGUACUACGAGAAGAAGGAGAAGCAGGUUGAGCUGCAAAAGAAAAUCCAAUCCUCCAACAUGCUCAAUCAGGCUCGCUUGAAGGUGCUCAAAGUGCGUGAGGAUCAUGUGAGCAGUGUGCUCGAGGAUGCACGCAAGCGUCUGGGCGAGGUCACCAAGAACGAGAACGAAUACAAAACCGUUCUGGACAAACUGAUUGUGCAAGGCCUGUAUCAGGUGAUGGAGCCCAAAGUAACCCUUCGCUGUCGCGCAGUCGAUGUGCCCCUCGUUCGGGGAGUCCUUCAAUCCGCUGCUGAGCAGUACAAAUCCGCAAUGAGACAAGAAGUUGAGUUGUUCAUCGAUGAGAAAGAGUUCUUGGCAGCCGAUACCUGUGGCGGUGUUGAACUGUUGGCCUUGAAUGGACGUAUUAAGGUGCCGAAUACUCUGGAGUCCAGAUUAGAGUUGAUUUCGCAGCAGCUUGUGCCAGAAAUUCGUAACGCCCUGUUUGGCCGCAACGUUAAUCGCAAAUUCACCGAUUAAAUUUUUCUUUAAGUGCAAAAACAAAAACAAUACCAACAAACAAAGUUCAAGCUUAUUACAACAACAACAAGAAAAACAACAAGAAAAUACCACAACCCGAAGAAGAAAACUCAUACUCUUGAACUCAUUUAACAACAAAAACAAAAAAAAAAUUGUGUCUAUUAAUUAUAAUUAUUAUUGCCGUUGUCUUUUUAUAGUGAAACUGAGAAGAAAGAAGAGAAAAAUGUUUGGUCAGAUAUGUAGGCUACCAUUAUGUGUUACAAGUACUUACAUAUUUGCCAAUAAUUACAAUAUACAUAUAUAAUUUAGAGAAUAUUUCAACAGAUAAACCAAGUUCUAUAAGUGCAUUCAAAUCCGUAAAAGAGUUUGUUAAAGUUUGUUUUUAUGAAACUAACCGGCGUAAACAAUAUAAGCUAAUCAUAAUAACA